Pseudoliparis swirei is the source of this 1512-nucleotide messenger RNA. RefSeq names its product trafficking protein particle complex subunit 6B (gene trappc6b). Gene Ontology annotation, cellular component: TRAPP complex; cis-Golgi network; trans-Golgi network. Gene Ontology annotation, biological process: endoplasmic reticulum to Golgi vesicle-mediated transport; regulation of GTPase activity. The coding region runs from base 181 to 660 and encodes 159 amino acids. The record is from RefSeq and is a predicted model, not a curated record. The transcript has 6 exons. Lineage: Eukaryota; Metazoa; Chordata; Actinopteri; Perciformes; Liparidae.
CUCACCAGCGGGGGAACAAGACCAACCCGGAAGCCGCACGUUAGUUUACUCUCUCGUGAAACGUUAUUUAAUAAAGUCCCGAACACCGGAGACUGUCCGCGUGCCGGUGGAGGAUGACGUCAGUCCCGGUGUGAGCGACACGGAGAAGCAGCUGCGGACGGGAGAAGAACCGGGACGAGGAUGGCGGACGAAGCUCCUUUCCAGUUCCUCCAUAACGAAGUCAUCCAGUACAUCUACAAGGCGGCCGAGAGCGGGGAGAAGGAGAAUGGCCGCCACGUCUCCACGCUGGAGAACAUGGGCUUCAGAGUGGGCCAGGGGCUAAUCGAGAGACUCACCAAGGACACGGCGCGGUUCAAAGACGAGCUGGACAUCCUGAAGUUCGUCUGUAAGGACUUCUGGACCUGCGUGUUCAAGAAGCAGAUCGACAACCUGCGCACCAACCACCAGGGGAUCUACGUUCUCCAGGACAACAAGUUCCGGUUGCUGAGUCAGCUGUCGGCGGGGAAGCAGUACCUGGAACACGCCCCCAAGUACCUGGCCUUCACCUGUGGCCUGGUGAGAGGAGCUCUGUCCGUCCUCGGGGUGAAGAGCAUCGUGACCGCCGAGGUGUCCGUCAUGCCCGCCUGUAAAUUCCAGAUCAUGAUCCAGAAGAUGUGCUGAGGCCACGCCCACUCUGUGGAGUCGAGGCCACGCCCACUCUGGAGGCCAUUAAAGGGAAACGUCUUCAGAACAUUCUGCACUUCGUGUCUCAGAUUUCAUAAUCAUCAUUUUAAUGUUGCAUCUCUGAAGACGGCUGCAGAUAUAACAUGUGGCUACACUAAUAUGAUGAAAUUAUGACUAAUGUUAUUAUAAUAAUUGUAUAAUUAGAUCCCGUGGUUGAGGACGACUGUUUCCUCCCAGAGUGAUUUAAAAAGUCCAAAUUAAUAACACAAAUAAAGCUGUAAUCAUUUAAAACUCUGCUUCUAUAUAACACGAUAUUCUGCUUUAGUCCAUAUGUGUCUAACAUUUCAUAGAGCUGCUUGCUUUGUGAAUAUAUAUAUAGAUUCAUACCAUAUUCAUGUAUGACAUCAUCAUAGUUGGACUCAGCAUCACGAGAUGCAGCUGGAGAGAUUCUUAGAAACUUUUUUUUGUUUUAUGAAAUAACAAUUAAACAAGAUUAUAUUGGCCAAAAAUGACGUCUUAGAGAAAGUGUGGCGACAGUGAAGGAAAUAUUAUUUAAUAUUCAGUCAUAACCAGGUCACAUGACUGAAGAGGAGUCACGUGACCCUGUUUAUGUGGAAUAGAAUACUUUGCUUAUGGCAGCUCUAAUGAGCAGUGUGCCCUGGAGGUCCCGCCCCCUGGAGAGCACACUGGCCAAUCCCAGUGUAGCAUCGGCCAUGUGACCUCAUCAGGGUUCUUCAUGUCAUCUGAGUGUUCCUCCAUGAACCCUGUGGAGAUAAAAACCUCGUAACUCCUGAACAUGCUUCUGCUUUGUGAUGAUACGAGUGAAUAAAGAUCUGCAGCAACACUGUA